AUGGUAACCCACCCACAUCGAGACGGAACCAGCCAACAUCAAGACAAACAUCCAAGACACCAACACAUGAUUCUUAAAAGACACACCACAACUCUAACAUCAACCCCAGGGCACCCUCGGUCCCCUUCCGGCCCGACCGUGGGGGAGCCGCAACCCAGGCGGUACACAGGCUCUAACCCUAACCCUAACCUCAAUCCCCCAUACCCAGACCACCUAAACCAACACCAGACACCCUACCCAGUCCCACUCCCCAAGCCAUCCACAAAACAAAAGGGAGCAAAGCACACCCACGAACCAGGGAGACACACAGGCAAACCGAAACAACUACCUGAACUG
Molecule: messenger RNA, 336 nt
Organism: Pelobates cultripes (western spadefoot toad)
Lineage: Eukaryota; Metazoa; Chordata; Amphibia; Anura; Pelobatidae
Source: the annotation of a GenBank genome assembly